UCAGUGGCUCGUAGCAGAAGUUGGCCCUAUAAAAAGCAGCGGCCGCUCUCGCAGAGCAGCUCAGACUCCCUCCGCUGCAGGUGCGCCAAUUCCAGACAGUGCUGCGCGUAAUGGAGCGCACUUUCCGAGAGCAGCUCUUCUUCCUGCUGUUGAGUCUGUCCGUCCUCAAGGGAGACGCCAGAUACAUCGAGCCCAACGACAUCUCCAAAGAUGAACUGUAUUCAUUUUUCAACUCGGAACUCAAGAGAGAAAUACCCGAGGAGUUAAUUUACCGCCGACCUCUGCGUUGCCUGGACAUGGUGGCGGUGGAGGGUCAGUUCACCUUCACGGCGGAGCGUCCUCAGCUCAGCUGCGCUGCUUUCCUCGUGGCCGAGCCCAGCGAGGUGAUCAGCGUGGAGUACGACCGUGUGGACGUCGACUGCGGGGCGGGGGACUUUGUCACGGUGUUUGACGGCUGGGUGAUGAAGGGGGACAAGUUCCCCAGCUCGCAGGAUCACCCUCUGGCCCUGCACGAGCGCUACGUGGAUUACUGCGACUCGGGAUCGCCGAGGAGAAGCGUGCGCUCCUCUCAGAACGUGGCCAUGGUCUUCUUCCGCAUCCACAGCGCCGGCAGCAGCUUCACCCUGACCGUCAGGAGACACGUCAACCCCUUCCCCUGUAAUGUCAUCUCGCAGUCACCAGAGGGCAGUUUCACAAUGGUGAUCCCGCAGCAGCACCGAAACUGCAGCUUCUCCAUCAUCUAUCCGGUGGAGAUCGACAUCUCAGAGUUCAGCCUGGGACACACCAUCAACUUCCCCAAGAGAUCCACGCCAAGAUGUGCAGAGGCUGGAGAUUCUGUGCAGUUGCUGGGAGGAAGUGGCAUCGACACGUCAAAGCUGCUGCCCAUCACUGACUUCUGCAUUUCCUUCACUGGUCCCACUCACAUGAAGGUUGGCUGCGAUAACACCGUGGUGAGGAUGGUGUCCAGCGGGGCCUUCGUCAACCGCGUGUCGUUCAGCUACCGGCUACUGGACAGCCAGGAGCUCCAGACGAUCAAACUCAACAAUGUGGAAGAUUUCUGUUUCAACAACUGAUCCCAGCAGGAUUGUAAAGUGACAAGUGUAUCAAUCGUUUGACUGCAAACUGUUUUUUGUUUUUUUUUACAAUUUUAUUUAAAGCAACAGCUCCAGCUGGUCAUGUCUUCAAUCCAAAGACACAGACAUAAAUGUGUAUGGAAAAUAUGAUGAACACAGUCAUAAUGAUGUUAUGAUAUUCAAAUUGCAAAGAUUCACUGGACUCUUCUUUCAUUCUUUUUCAUUUUCUUUUGUUUAUUGUUGCUAAAUAAAUCUUAAUGUGUCCUUUUGUGUUUGGUGGAACUGCAGUUAUUUACAUAUUUAGCCUUAUGUUCAAUAUCUGUCAUCAUGAAGAUAUUAUUGUUGUUAUGCUAUUCAUGGGCUCAUGGUCAACAUUCUUGAAAAAGAAUGGUGCUAAAAUGAAUGUUGCCUUCUGAUUAUUUUUGACGGAUGAUGCACGAUGGGUACAAGUAUUCAUUGUCAUUUUGCAGUUCGAUUUGUAUAAAGCCCUUUUUGUAAUAAAAUUGUACUGCAUGGCAAAGCA
Molecule: messenger RNA, 1596 nt
Organism: Scophthalmus maximus (turbot)
Lineage: Eukaryota; Metazoa; Chordata; Actinopteri; Pleuronectiformes; Scophthalmidae
Gene: crhbp
Product: corticotropin releasing hormone binding protein
Exons: 7
Coding region: 111-1073 (320 amino acids)
Biological process (GO): hormone-mediated signaling pathway; negative regulation of corticotropin secretion; negative regulation of corticotropin-releasing hormone receptor activity
Molecular function (GO): corticotropin-releasing hormone binding
Source: RefSeq, a predicted model, not a curated record